Molecule: messenger RNA, 354 nt
Organism: Pieris macdunnoughi
Lineage: Eukaryota; Metazoa; Arthropoda; Insecta; Lepidoptera; Pieridae
Source: the annotation of a GenBank genome assembly
AUGACCAAUAAAGUUGAAAUAAUAAUAACACUAUACGAUGAAUUAGCUGAAAAGCUAAGUCUCAAACAGACGCAUAAGCAACACCGAUUUGCUAGAGACGGUCAAGUACCAGGUUAUCUAUCAGGUGAUAAAUAUAAAUGUCUCUGUAUAAUUCUCUACUCUGCAAUCAAGGAGCAUCAAUUGGCGCAUGCGCCCGUGACGUCAGCGCGUCUCGCCCCGCACACAAACAGUGGGGCAGCACACGUUCCGUGCCGUCACCCUGCGCCCAUUCGCUUCAACAAAAUUUAUGAAACAGUCCCCGUACCUAUGUUACUCACUUUUACCCAGGUUCACCGGCGAGACCGAUCUCUUUAA